AUGCAAAGAUCAUUCGUCCGCCAGACCCGAUCUAGAGCCAAGGCCACCCAGGAAGCGCCGGGAACUGGUGCUUGUGCGAUUGCUGAUGAUCCGGACACGACAGCGGACGAUAGUUUUGUGCCUUCGGUGAUCGAUCUCGAGCAUGGAAAUGAAUGCGAGUGUGCAGAAUGUGAUCGACCCAAUAAUGCCGAGCUGUAUAUGGUCCAAUGCGGAGGCUGUAAGCGUUGGUACCAUUUCUCGUGCGCUAAUGUCGAUCCAGUUACGGUACGUUCGAAGGACUUUUCCUGUGCGCAGUGUUCAACUGUGGUACCCCCUCCGUCUGCUAGUUCUGUUGCUGGACGGUCCAGUGUCUCUAGUUCACGGCGAGCUCAGAUAGCCCGUGAUCUAGAACGAUUGGAGGAAGAAAGGCUUCUACAGGAGAAAGUGGAGGAGGAACGGUUACGACUGGUAGAUAAAGCGAUGAAGGACAAAUUGGAACGAGAAAAGGAGUACAUCGCUCGAAAGCACGAGCUGCUCCGUCAGCAGGACGAUGAAAUAGCUAGCUCACGAAAUCGGCGUAGUAGCAGAAGUAGCAUCCAAAAGGUUGAAGCAUGGGUUGAGCAACAUGUGAAGCCCACUGGAAACAAUCAAGUCAACGUGGAAGGAAUCGUGACCGAGACCAAGAACUCCGUUCAGGAACUAGCCCCAACACCCGUUGGAACGUCAACUCCGCUGAUGAAUAGCGGAAUCAACGAGGAAGUAGUGGAUAUCGAUGGGGACGAAAUCUCCAUCUCUCCUACAGCCGAUAGCAUUACCAUCGGGGAAAGUCCACGAAGCGAGUCAGAUUCAGCAAGCAAUCAACAUCGGAAUCCGUCAAACCAUUUGAUUUCGCCAAAGCUACAGUUGGUGAACAUUCAGCCGUACACUCGCCUACUGGAAGAUUCUUGGCUUGCACCGUUGAAGAUCGCAACGAAUCCGAUGUCAUCAAAAACUGGCACGAUCCCGAAGAUCGUACCAAAGCAAAUGAUGAACACCUCUCCAUACGAAGUUUGGCAUCGUGAAACCAACCAGUUAAGGAAGCAGCAAAGUCUUGAACUUCAACGUCAGCAUAACGAUGAACUGAAACGACAUGAGCAACGUGAGCGUGAGUUGGAAGAUCACCUCAGACGCGCGGAAGAACAGCGCGAUAAGGACCGGCAGCGGCUGCGUGAAAUGGAAGACGGCUUGCGGAGGCAGCAUGAUCUGGAAACCAAACAUCGAGAGGAGAAUGAUUUGAGGCGCAAACGAGAGAUGGAACUAGUCAACAAGUUGAAGCUCUUGGAACAACGGCAUACGGAAGAACGGGACAAAUUGCUCAAGGUUGAAGACGCUUUGCAGAAGCAGCUUGAAAUGAGUCAUGAGCAGUAUCAGACUCUGGUGGCAGUAAGGCAGCAGGAGCUAGCGGACCGAGACGAAGACCGACGAAGAUUUCGAUCGUUGGAGCAACAAAUGGCCGAGCAGCGAGAAUUACUUCGCCAACGAGAGCAGAGUCAUCCAUUUCAAGCAACCGGGUCGCAACAGGUGGCACCAUCGGCUCAGCCAAUGCAACGCGUGAGUACGGACCGUACCCCUGAUUUGGAGCGUAGUGGAAUAAAUAACUCCUCCAACAUUGCGACACCCUGUCCCAGUGUCGCUAAUUCGUUAGACAGAUUAGGAACGCCUCGUACAUUUAUUGUACCCCCAGAAUUAGGGCCUUCUUAUGUAGGGCCACAAGGUCAACCACAGCUCAAUCCGUUAGGGCCUUCUUAUGAAGGGCCACAAGUUCAACCACAGCUCAAUCCGUUAGGGCCGCCUUAUGUAGGACCACAGGGUCAUCCACAGUUCAAUCCGUAUCACCCUCCGGAGUUGAAUCCUUGUCAACAUAAUCAGUUUCCACCGGUACAAUAUGGUCCAACACAUCACCAGCUAGCUGCCAGGCAUGUCAUCCCAAAAGAGCUUCCAAUUUUCUCUGGGGAUCCAAUCGACUGGCCACUCUUCAUAAGUAGCUACAAGCACUCUACUGAAACUUUGGCUACUCGGACUCGGAAAAUCUUCUGCGCUUGCAACGUUCCCUAA
Messenger RNA from Ochlerotatus camptorhynchus, 2073 nucleotides. RefSeq names its product trichohyalin-like. The record is from RefSeq and is a predicted model, not a curated record. The transcript has a single exon. NCBI's taxonomy places the organism in Eukaryota, Metazoa, Arthropoda, Insecta, Diptera, Culicidae. The coding region runs from base 1 to 2073 and encodes 690 amino acids.